Molecule: messenger RNA, 2293 nt
Organism: Pyricularia grisea
Lineage: Eukaryota; Fungi; Ascomycota; Sordariomycetes; Magnaporthales; Pyriculariaceae
Exons: 6
Coding region: 185-2224 (679 amino acids)
Biological process (GO): proteolysis
Molecular function (GO): peptidase activity
Source: RefSeq, a predicted model, not a curated record
CGGGGGACUCAAGCCGACGCCCGACGAUGGGAUGCAACCUCGUCACCGAAUGUCAGCGGAUACGAAACAAGACGAUAAAACCCGGUCUGGGCCGCUCUCACCUGCGUCUUGAGCCCUCUCCUUGGACCGAGACCAGGCACCCUUCUCACGGUCAAUUCCAGAAGCGCCUGUGCUCAGAACCAAGAUGCCGCGUCUCUCGUACAAUCCCGUGGCGGCGCUGCUGCUCGUCGGCGCCGCCAUCACGGCCGCCGUGCCCUGCACGCCCCGCGACCCGUUCGAGCCAAUUGACCCGCAAAACUGGGUGAACCCGGAAAACAUGACCUGGGCCGACUACAAGCAAAUUCCCGGCACAAACUGGUCUGACCCGAGCCGUAGGGGAUCCAGCAGGAACUUCAACAUUGCCCUCGUGACGAUCGACUACACCGACAGGCCAUUCAUUGUCACGCAGGCGACGCAAUCCACCAUCUUUGGGAACCCGCAGCCCGAGGUCUCUGGGCUGAAGAGGGAGGAUGUGCCCGAGUACUACAAGGAAUUGCUCAACGUCCCCACUGAGCUCAACCGCGGCCACACCCUGCACGAGUAUUGGAUGGAGGACUCGGCCGGCAAGUUUGGAGUCGACCUUACAUCUUUCGGGCCUUAUCAGAUGCCCAGGCUUGCAUACCAGUAUGGUGUAACAAAUGACUUCAACCAGGGUGCCUGCCCACCAAACCAGAGUUGCAACGUAAACAUCCGCACCGACGCGCUUGCAGCAUGGCGGGCGGAAAUCGGUGGUGAGGAGGCGGACAAGUUCGAGCUUGUUUUUAUCCUUUCCGCAGGACAGGACGAGUCUGCUACGUGGCAAGAGUUUGGAGAGAUGCGUUUCCAGUCUCGCGAAGACGUUCCCGAGGAGUUCGGCCCGCCUUCCAACAGCUCACUGCCCAACUGGGGCCGCACUAGAUAUGUUGAGUGGACGAGCUGGGCGUCCGCCGCAACAAUUUGGCCCAAUGCCGGCAGCGGCAGCAGCACACAAGGCGAAAGCAGUGGUAUGGCUGUUUACGCUCAUGAACUGAGCCAUCUAUUAAACAUUGGAGAUAACUACAACAACCCUUACGGAGUCCCCCUGCAAAGGACUUACACAGGUCCUUGGUCGAUGAUGUCAAGAGGAAGCUUUAACGGCCCUGGUGGACCUCAUACACGAUGGCAGGUUCCGGCACUCAAGGGUGGAAGCCAAGGAUCGCUACACACCAUCCGGGAUAAGGUGGUGCUGGGUCUAGCAUCGAACCAAAGCGUGGUGCAACUAACACGGGCUGGUCUUGCCGAUUCAGGUAUCGUCGUGGCGACUUUUACGGCCCGUUCUGUGGCUCCGGGACCUGGAGGGUUGAUGGGCUUGAACGUUACACUUGGAGCCGGGGGUGAUCUUUCGCCCCCUUGCAAUGUCUCCACAGAUGUGUUCUGUGACGGCCGUGGCUACCACACCUACAUGAUGGAGGUUGUAGACCGCAUGGGAAGCGACUCUUUUACACCCGACUCUGGUGUUAUGAUAUCCAAGACGAAGAACGUCGGUGCAAAUGGACAAUGGCCAUCCCAGCCGUUCCAGUGGAUGAUCGACGCCAACCCUCAAGACAUUGAGAUGGUCGACUUCAUCAGGCCCAAUGGCAGCGUUGCCAUGAUCACUCUCGGUGACUAUCGUCAGCUCUCCGACGCCCUUUUCCACGCCGGUACGCGCUCCGGAAGUGAAUACGAAUUCCGUGACGAGGCCAACCGCCUGCACUUUUACAUCCUCGAUAAACACCGCGACGCCGACGGCGUUUUGUCAUACACCGCGGCCGUGAAGUCCCUCGAUGGCUCCGGCGGACCCAGCACGCAUGGUGUUGAGCUCGCUGAAGGCGUGGUCGGCACCGCUGCCCCUGGUGCUGCUACCGAGGCCGGUCUUACGUGCUUCUUUGAGCUGGCAAACACUGGCGAGCAGAAGGCCGCCGGAGGAUCUCUGCACCCGCAGCAAAACAUUGAGGAGUUCCUGAGCUCCGACGUCUACAGGCUGACUGCGGAGGUGGAGGGCUCCGGGUGGAGGGUCGAGGCACCCAACGCGUUGGCGCAUGCCAAGUUCGGCGAGAAGGUGUGGGCGCGUGUCGCUGUUGGCGCGUCUGACGAUGCUGCUGACGAGGCUGUUGUUACUCUUCGGGCUGUUUCUGAGUCUUCUGGAAAUGUUACCGCCACGGCCGAGUGCCGCGUUACUAAGGUUUAGACCAACGCAUCAGUACUGAGCGCUACAUGGGGUAGCUGUACAUAACGAUAAUGAAAUAUCAUCUAUGCC